Messenger RNA from Athene cunicularia (burrowing owl), 1921 nucleotides. It is a transcript of the gene DDX4, whose product is annotated as DEAD-box helicase 4. Lineage: Eukaryota; Metazoa; Chordata; Aves; Strigiformes; Strigidae. Gene Ontology annotation, cellular component: nucleus; P granule. Gene Ontology annotation, molecular function: RNA helicase activity; RNA binding; ATP binding. The record is from RefSeq and is a predicted model, not a curated record. The coding region runs from base 1 to 1719 and encodes 572 amino acids. Gene Ontology annotation, biological process: gamete generation; cell differentiation. The transcript has 14 exons.
AUGAACCCAGAGAACUGGAAUCUGGAGGUGGGGGAUGAGGAAUCACCCAUGCUCCCAUCCCUUCAGCAGAUUAACUUACCUGAAAGACCAGAAAGCCCCUUGUUCUACCGCAGUCCAAGUACAGGAUCAUUUGAUGCUGAUGAAUGUCUGAACAGACAAUAUCAACCAGUGAGUGGGUUUGGUGGCAGAAGGAAUUUUGGAAACAGAGGAAGUAAUACUACAGAAGAGCAUUUUAUUUUCAUUUUUCUUCAUAUUGUUUAUGAACUUACGUGCUUGUGUUUUCAAGGUCCAAGGGUGACUUAUGUGCCCCCUCCUCCACCAGAUGAUGAAGCAGCCAUCUUUGCACAUUAUCAGACAGGAAUUAAUUUUGACAAGUAUGAUGAAAAUGUUGUGGAAGUGUCAGGACAUGACCCUCCAGCACCACUGCUGAAUUUAGAAGCAGCUAACUUCUGUGAGACUUUAAAAGUGAACGUUGUUAAAGCUGGAUACUCUAAACUUACUCCAGUGCAGAAGUACAGCAUUCCUAUUGUUCUGGCAGAACGGGACUUAAUGGCUUGUGCUCAGACGGGAUCAGGAAAAACUAUGGCUUUUCUUCUACCAAUUGUGACUCAGAUGAUGAGAGAUGGGGUGACUGCCUGUACCUUUAAAGAGCAGCAAGAACCGGAAUGUAUUAUUGUUGCCCCAACUAGGGAACUGAUAAAUCAGAUCUUCUUAGAAGCAAGAAAAUUGGUUUAUGGUACUUGUAUAAGGCCUGUUGUGAUCUAUGGAGGUACACAAACAGGCCAUUCAAUUCGUCUGUUAAAACAAGGCUGUAAUAUACUAUGUGCCACUCCAGGAAGGCUUCUAGACAUCACUGAAAGACAGAAGAUUGGUUUUCAUCAUGUGAAAUACUUGGUGCUAGAUGAAGCAGACCGCAUGCUUGAUAUGGGCUUUGGGUUAGAUAUGAAGAGGUUGAUUUCUUACCCAAGCAUGCCAUCAAAAGAUAAACGUCAAACGCUAAUGUUUAGUGCCACUUUUCCUGAAGCAGUUCGGAGGCUUGCUAGUGAAUUUUUGAAAACUGAUUAUUUAUUUGUUGUUGUUGGACACAUGGGUGGAGCUUGCAGUGAUGUUCAGCAAAACAUUCUUCAAGUUCCUUCUUAUGCCAAGAGGGAUAAACUGAUAGAAAUUCUACAAAGCAUAGGUUAUGAACGAACCUUGGUGUUUGUGGACAAAAAGAAAAAAGCAGACUACAUUGCAGCCUUUCUUUGUCAAGAAAACAUACCAGCCACUAGCAUCCAUGGAGAUAGAGAACAGAGAGAAAGAGAACUCGUUCUUCACGAUUUUCGUUAUGGAAAAUGUCCAGUUCUUGUGGCAACUUCAGUGGCAGCAAGGGGUCUGGAUAUUGAGAAUGUUCAACAUGUUAUUAAUUUUGAUCUUCCUUCCAACAUUGAGGAGUAUAUUCACCGAAUUGGACGAACUGGCCGUUGUGGAAAUACAGGCAGAGCAGUUUGCUUCUUUGAUAACAAUUCAGAUGGCCAUCUUGCACAAUCUCUUGUUAAAGUGCUUUCAGAUGCCCAGCAGGAAGUUCCUGUUUGGUUGGAAGAAAUUGCUUUUGGUUUUAAAGAAGAAAGAGACUUUACACCAUUUAAUACCCGAAGGAAUUACAAAGGCAGAGGCAGCACGAACACAGGAGGAAUGAAGAUGCUGUAUGCUGCAAGUGCACCGGAGUCAUGGAAUUAAAACUGCUUUAGUACCAAACUAGUUUGUAUUCUGCUGGGUCUUAAGUGAACUGUUGCACUUAAUGUUCCUUGCUGUUGAGUUCAUAAAAUGUUUAAUGUUUAAAAGAAUAGAUCAUAUUGUUUGCCACAAGUUAUCAGCAACUUGUGUGUACUCUUACGAUGAACCCUGAUGAUUGCAACUUAAUGUAGAAAGUCAAAAGCAA